Messenger RNA from Biomphalaria glabrata, 1637 nucleotides. RefSeq lists its product as uncharacterized. NCBI's taxonomy places the organism in Eukaryota, Metazoa, Mollusca, Gastropoda, Planorbidae. The record is from RefSeq and is a predicted model, not a curated record. The transcript has 6 exons. The coding region runs from base 214 to 1029 and encodes 271 amino acids.
UAUUAAUGAGUAAUAAAGUGUUUACAGGAAAUAAGUCGUUGUAGAAUUAAUCGAACCACUUCAUACUGACUUUAUUUAGUUAAAAAAUAAUGUAUGUGGUAAGAAAGUAGCUUCCAAACACACCCUGGAAAAAAAUGAGGUUAACUUAAAACAUUUGACUGUAGUAAAACUAAUAUUAAUAUUCUUGAGAAAGUGAAGAAAUCACUCAACAUUAUGUAUAUAAACAUGAAUCUCAGGAUACACAUUUUUCUCAUAAUUCUAAAGUAUUUUAAAUAUUUGGAAACUAUUAACAUUCAGUGUCAAAUUGGAGAAGAAAGAAAAAACGCCAGCAUUUUAAUACAAUGGAACCAAACCCAAUCUCAAAGAGACUUUUUCGUUCUUUAUAAGGUUAAUAAAUUCAACCACGAGAUAGAAACUGUACACUGUGAUUUGAUUGACUUAUGUGGCACUUUAAGUAAUCAAUUUGGUUCUGUAAGUGCACAUUUUCACACUAUUGACACAGUUGUAGUAACGUUUAAUAUAGUUUCUAGAGAGCAUGAAGGUGAAUGGAGAGUCAAAUUAAAAAGCUUAACAAAGAUGACGUUAAAUGAUUCAUGUCAUUUUACAACUUUCGCAAGACCUGACGAUGUUCGCUGCACAUUUGAGUCUCAUAAGACCGACAACUUAACUAAAGUUACAUGCUCAGCUGUUAGAAUUUACCCAAAGCACAGAUGUGCAAUUUAUCACUAUACUAUAGGUAACGAUAGUUUGGAGUUACAGAGAAUAUCCUAUAUACAUGUGAAACAUGAAGGAGAGCCAGUCUACUAUACAUCAACUUGUACGCUCUAUUUUGACUACUCUUCCUUCCCAAUGCCAGAGUAUAAUUUUACAGUGACUAUGUAUCCUGACGUAACAAUGACUGAAAAUGAUCAACGUCUUGGUAAAAAUAAAAGUCUAACACUUCUAAAAGAUAAUGAAGAUGAAAAAUACUUAGGCAGAGACAUAAAUACAGAAUCUAGCACUGGGUUGAGCUUUUUAAUCACAUUGUAAAACAUGACCCAUUGUCAAAAGUUAUUCAUCAAGUAUCAUUGCAUAGAGCACAAAGAAAAGAGUCGUUCCAAGAUAGCUGGAUGGACAACGUCAACAAGAGACCGUGUAGGCUCGUCUUUGGUAUUAUACGAAGAAUUUCAGCUGACUCGGAAAAGUGGAGAGGCUUGGUUACUCGAAAUGUCAAAGCACCCUUAGGAUGUAUUUCAAGGGAUAAAUGGUAACGAUAAUAACGUUGUUAAAAAACAGAACUAAUAAACUGUCAUAUCAUUUAUAUGAUACAAAAUGUGAUAAGUAAACAACAAAUUAUAGAAUUAAUAGUCAGGGUUAUGGGUCACCAGCUCUGAAUAAGAUAGUGGCAGUCACCUUUCAGUUUAAAAUCAACUUUAGAUCAUACCAUUUUUUCUUUCAUAAUCGCUCUUUUAGAUCUUCUAAUUUCAGUUUUAACUUUUUUUCUAUAAUAAAUUCACAAUGUCUCAAAUUUCUUCCUACGAUUUAUCAGUAAUUAGACAAAGACCCAAUAAAAUAUCCAUGUAUUGCCAGAACAAUUACUCGAUCGUGAAAAAACAUUAUAUUCUGUAUCUAAUUCGUAUUAUAUUUCUAUCUGGAAC